Molecule: messenger RNA, 618 nt
Organism: Lactuca sativa (garden lettuce)
Lineage: Eukaryota; Viridiplantae; Streptophyta; Magnoliopsida; Asterales; Asteraceae
Source: RefSeq, a predicted model, not a curated record
AUGGAAAACAGGAAGAUUAGCAUGAUAAGUGAGUUGGCUCUCUCACAAGAUGACUAUACCAUUAAGGUCCGUGUCAUCCGUUUGUGGAGACAAACUUCAUGGAAUCAACAACUUCGUAUGAUUCGCAUGAUAUUGAUGGAUGAAAUGGGCUUAAAAAUUGAAUGUAAUGUGGACAAACCAUUUGCAUCGCUUCAAGGAAAAUCUUUUGAAGAAUAUGGUGAUUACUACAUUCAUAAACCCACAUUAGGGUUAAAUGAAGAUUUCCAACAACUUCAUCAUAAUGCAAUAAACCCAAAAAUUUCAUUUGAUGUUAUUGGAAACGUUUUCCGGUGUUUUCAAUUGGAACUUGCAAAGGAUAGACAAGAAAAGAAAAUCACAUUCAAAAUGGAGGAUUUAGAAGGAUAUGAAGUUUUUGUUACCCUAUGGGGAAUGUAUGCUGAUGAAAUUAAUGCAUAUGUCUCUAAGAAUACCGGUCAUUUUGUAUUGCUUAUUCAAUGUGCUAAGUUGAAGCUUGUCCGAGAUCGUCCUUAUGUCAAUAACACCUACUUGGCCACAAAACUUUAUAUUGAAGAUGACAUUGAGGAGAUAGCAACUUUCAAAAAAAGGUUAUGCAUUUGA